This is a messenger RNA of Ceratina calcarata, 3119 nucleotides long. RefSeq names its product heterogeneous nuclear ribonucleoprotein rumpelstiltskin (gene rump). The transcript is spliced from 9 exons. Gene Ontology annotation, cellular component: ribonucleoprotein complex; nucleus; cytoplasm. The coding region runs from base 149 to 1876 and encodes 575 amino acids. NCBI's taxonomy places the organism in Eukaryota, Metazoa, Arthropoda, Insecta, Hymenoptera, Apidae. The record is from RefSeq and is a predicted model, not a curated record. Gene Ontology annotation, molecular function: mRNA binding.
CCGGUGUGCUUUAGCACUUCCUUAGACGGCCAUUUUAUAAGACGCUUCGCGAUCACGUAUGUUUGCAUAUUCGGUUUUUAGCCUUUUUAAUUACGAACAUUAGUAUAAGUUCUCCGAGUGAUAUAAUUUGUUUAUAGAAGGAUCGACGAUGAUCAAACAAGAGGAGGGUGUAGUGCAGAAUAACGAUGAGAGAGAUCGAAGCAGAGAACGUGAUCGCAAUAGAAGAUCGGAACGACAAAAUCGUAUAAAUUCUACAAGUCGUGAUCGCAGCAGAGAACGAAAUGACCGAGGUCGAAAAGCUUCAGAUCGUCGGAUCUACGUAUCAAACAUUCCGUACGAUUUCCGUUGGCAAGAUUUGAAGGAUUUAUUCAGGACUGAAGUUGGGAAGGUUGCUCACGUCGAACUUUUCACUGAUGAAAAUGACAAGCCGAGAGGCUGUGGUAUUGUUGAAUUUGAGGAUUCGGAUUCAGUAAAAAUUGCUGUGGAAAAGAUGCACCGGUAUGAUAUUAAAGGAAGGAAGCUGGUCGUCAAAGAGGUAGAUUUUGAUGUUGAACGUGAUAAAUAUGGACGAUUAGCAACUGCCCGUAAUAAUGAAAGAGUUCGUGAUGAUAGAUUUAGAGAUCCACCAAGACCACAAGGUGGUGGGCGCCAAAAUAUAAAUGCGCCUACUGGUGGUGGUGGCGGUGGUGGCGGUGGAGUAGGAGGCGGGGGUGGUGGAGGUGGUGAUAGUAAAUUCGGAAAUACCUAUGGUCUAAGUACCCAGUUUUUAGAAUCGUUAGGCAUUAAUGGACCUUUAGUCACUAGAGUAUUCGUAGCAAAUCUUGACUACAAAGUGGAUGAAAAGAAAUUGCUCGAAGUGUUUAAGUUAGCUGGUAAAGUACUACAUGUUGAGUUAGGGAAGGAUAAAGAUGGAAAAUCCCGAGGGUUUGGAGUCGUGGAGUACGAUCAUCCAGUGGAAUCUGUACAAGCUAUAUCCAUGCUCCAUAAUCAACAGCUUUAUGACAGGCGUAUGACAGUCCGACUUGACAGGGCGAAUGAACCAGAUAUGCCACCAAAAUUACCAGAAGGUUUGAAGGGAAUUGGAAUGGGUCUUGGAGCUGGUGGAAACAGAUUAUUGGAUGUGGCUAGAAACAUUCCUAAUGUACAAGCGAAUAACCCACCUGUUGUGAAUCCCAUUUCUGCUCCUGUACUGGCUGCUGGAGCCUUUGGAGCUGGCUUAAACAAUGUUGUGCCAGCACAAUUAGCAUCUGCGUUAACGAACACAAAUGCAGCAGCUCUUCAAGCAAGUCUCGCAGGAGGUUUGAGUGCUAACUUGACCACAAAUUCUUUGUUGAGCUCUUCAUUGACAAACGAAUUGGCUUCUAACUUAAAUAACUUCGGCGGAGGAGUCGGAGGUUUGUCUAAUUUACAAGCCUCUUUAGCUGGUGGACAAGGCAACAAUUCGUUCGCACCGCGAGGCUUAUCUAAAAUGGACAAUGAUGUAGGCUUCGGUGGAAACAAUGCUUUUGGUGGUUCUAACUUCGGUGGCGGCAGAGAUUUUGACGGUGGAUUCAAUAGAAGUGACAACGAUCGUGUACCUGGUGGAGGCGGUGGUUUCGCUGGAAACCAGGGCCAAGGAGGAGGCGGUAAUAGGCAAAAUACGAACGGUUCGCGACCAAUGUCUGACACUAUUCUUAUAGGAAAUCUACCACCAAACACAACGUGGCAAAUGUUACGAGACAAGUUUCAAGAUGUCGGGGAAGUCAAGUUUGCUGAAAUGCGAGGCACCGACAUGGGUAUGGUACGAUUCGCAUCCGAGUGGGACGCAGAACGAGCUGUGUCUAUGAUGAAUCGGUCACGUAUCGAUGGCAGGACGAUUGACGUUCGCCUGUACUAAAAACAGGAAUUACACUCAAGCGAGAGGAGACUGGGUGUUCGUAAUAUCGUCUGCAGGAUUGUUCCACUCCUGAUGACAAUACUUGAAAUUCAUCCUAGUUGUGUGGCAGAAACUUAGGACAGUGGGUGAGAAGUAUCUGUCGUUGGAAGAUCAACAGUCGUGUUUUACUUCGACGUUGAAAACACUCAUUGGCUGCCGAUGAUCACCCUUCCUUGCUGCAACUAUUUUCAUUCGAAAUUCUUUUUACCAGAUUAUCGUUCCUUUUUACAGUGGAAGUCUAAUAAUUGUUCACUCCUACAUUUUUUUCGAGUGAUCGACACAUAGUUUAGUUGUUAGACUUAGGUUCAUAAUGUUCUACGUAAUCCGUAGGUUUUUCAGUAGAUUUAUGAUAUUUACAGUAAUUGUCAAGAAAAAAUGUAGCUUGUAAGUUUAUUUCUUAGACUUGAAAUGAGAUAUAAAUCAGUUUUCCCACAUUCCGGUUGAACGUGACGUUUGUGGUCGUUCGAUCGCGGAGUGGUCUAUCGAUCAGGGACAGAUUAAUCUUUCAAAAAUAAAUAUUAACGCGAUAUAGUUGUUACGGAUUUUACGAGCUAAAGUUUAUCCAUGUAUGAUAGAUACUUUCAUGCACAAUCCUACGCAGAGAUCAUGGACUUGUGUCGUUUUGUCUGUGGUAUCAGUCGCACUCUAUUCUUGUAUCUAAUACAUAGUAAGGUACACCAUGGCUCAACAGGGGACUAUUGUUUUCAUUGUAGUUCUGCAAUCUGAUCUUUUAUUCGUCGCGUCAUUAUCGUUCGUAGUAACUUGGAUGUUCAAGUGCAGUAGAGCAUACUAAAUUUUAGUUCCCAUUAGGAAGGCCCCUUCUCCACUUCAUUCGUUCUCGAGAGAUUAAGUGAAUAAGAAUUGGACAAGUAUACCCUAAAUCGGGAAGAAUUUGUCUUACGUAUUGUGCAUCAUGUAAUAUGUUUACCAAAAGAUACAAAACAUUUAUCUAAAAAUAUUAAAAAUUAGAUCUAAUCAUUUUUAAUAACUUUCGAUAUUUAAGAAAACGGAAACCAACGACCUUUUAGGUCAAUUUUAUAAAUAUAUUCUUUGGUAAACAUAUUUCUUCUCGUCAUGUAGAUUUCGAGGAACAUUCUGCGCAUUGUAUAACACUCUUGUAUAACCACGACAUCAUGACAGUGAUUGAAUAAAAUCCAAAUCCGUUUUGACUACAAAAAAUAAAUACGAUGGUCGUUGUGUUUUA